Messenger RNA from Angiostrongylus costaricensis, 651 nucleotides. NCBI's taxonomy places the organism in Eukaryota, Metazoa, Nematoda, Chromadorea, Rhabditida, Metastrongylidae. The record is from the annotation of a GenBank genome assembly.
CUGGAAUUCACCCCUAUACGAGUUCUAAAUUCAGACUUUUACUUUCAAUUUAGGACGAAGAUCUCCUUCAAAACGGGAGCGGCAACAGCGGUAACCGUGACACCGUUCUAUACCCUGAAGCCAGAAUUACCGCCGAAAAGUCCAAUGCUUGGCAGCUCAGAUCUGUUGACUGCAUACGACUUGGGAGCAGUGUAUAGUCGAUAUUGUGGAGCGAAAAGGAUGCGUGAAGAUCUGAAUUCAUUUUUACCCCAAAUAUAUGGAAAUUUCAACUUUUCUCAGGCUCAGGAUAUUAGUUCCCUAAAGAUGUUGGUAGAGAAGCCACCAAUAACUGGUAAGGAAAUCAAUACGUUGUCUUCCACGGCAAUGAGUGGAUUUCGUCUUACACCUGGUCCUGUUGAUGAAAAACGAAAGGACUUCGGUGUUGGUCAAAGAUAUAAGAACUCCUUAGACAGCUUAGAUGGUGAGUGCGGAAUUCCAUUAAGGGACUUUUUGCUGUUAACUUUAUACAGUGCUGGAAAGUGUUUAUACAGUUUAUACAGUCCCAUUUUUGUUUUGAAUUCACUUGACUUCACAAUGUUUACUUUUUAUUUUCUGUCUUCUAUAAUUUUUUAUGGCAAGGUAUUAAGCGAAAUACAACCACAACAUUGCUGA